This is a messenger RNA of Bombina bombina (fire-bellied toad), 2976 nucleotides long. It is a transcript of the gene CSGALNACT1, whose product is annotated as chondroitin sulfate N-acetylgalactosaminyltransferase 1. Gene Ontology annotation, molecular function: glucuronosyl-N-acetylgalactosaminyl-proteoglycan 4-beta-N-acetylgalactosaminyltransferase activity. Bases 267 to 1865 code for a protein of 532 amino acids. Gene Ontology annotation, cellular component: Golgi cisterna membrane. The transcript is spliced from 7 exons. The record is from RefSeq and is a predicted model, not a curated record. NCBI's taxonomy places the organism in Eukaryota, Metazoa, Chordata, Amphibia, Anura, Bombinatoridae.
UUGCUAAUGCAGGACGGAAACCAGUAUUAGAAUGAAACGAAUAUCCAGAAGGUGCCUUCUUUUAUAUCACUAUUUUUAUAAAUAUCAGUGUACAAAGAGAACAUGUACUUCAACAUUGGAAUCUGAUAUCAAAGAAACCAAUGCGCUUAGUGGGAUAUGGUUUUAAUCAUCAGGUGCUGCAUUAUUUUAUGCGUUAAGAACAUCCUUGUUUGACCAGGAUCAUCAAAGGUCAUGAAGACGUGAGAAUUUGUGUGCUAGAGUCAAGGAUGGUACGGAGAGGGUUUCUGUCCUGGAUUUCUCGGGUGGGGAUUCUACUUGUUUGUCUUUGUUGCAUUGUAUCGGUUUUGUACAUGCUAGCCUGUACCCCCAAAGCUGAGGAGGAGCAGCUUGUAUUGCCAAGGCCUAAUAUCCCUACAGGGAAAGAAGGCUUUCAAGUCAUCUUGCAAGAACGGGAAGAAGAGCAUAGGAACUACAUUACUAGCCUGAAGAAACAAAUUGCUCAAUUGAAAGAUGAACUUCAAGAACGUAGCGAACAGCUAAAGAACGUUCAAGGACACUCCAGUGAUCCUGUAGGAGUUAGCUUUGACCAUGGAAGUCCUGAGAAGACUCAAACAGACCUGAUAGACUUUCUGCACUUACAGGUCAAAAAAGCGGAAGUACACAAUGGUGUAAAGGUUCCCACCGAGUAUGCUGCAAUACCUUUUGAUAGUUUCACUUUGCAGAAAGUUUACCAGCUAGAGACAGGGCUGACUCGUCACCCAGAAGAAAAGCCAGUACGCAAGGACAAGAGGGAUGAGCUGGCAGAAGCUGUUGAAGUAGCUUUGGAGGCCUUGAACAACCCCAAUAGUGAAAGCAACUCAAACAGACGAGUAUAUGCAUCUACAGAUUUUAUUGAAGGUAUUUACAGAACAGAACGAGAUAAAGGAACAUUGUAUGAAUUGACUUUCAAAGGGGACAGAAGUCAGGAAUUCAAGCGUAUUGUUCUCUUUCGGCCAUUUGGACCUCUCGUUAAAGUCAAGAAUGAAAAACUUAACAUGGCCAACGUCCUUAUAAAUAUCAUUGUGCCCUUAGCCAAAAGAGCAGAUAAAUUUCAGCAGUUUAUGCAAAAUUUCAGAGAUGUGUGCAUCAACCAAGAUGGACGAAUUCACCUGACAGUGGUGUAUUUUGGAAAAGAGCAAGCUCAAGAAGUGAAAAACAUCCUUGAAAACACAUCUAGGGCAGCAAACUUUAAGAACUUUACUUUUAUCCAACUGAAUGAGGAAUUCUCUCGUGGAAAAGGAUUAGAUGUUGGCGCCCGGGCUUGGAAAGGGAACAACGUCCUUCUGUUUUUUUGUGAUGUGGAUAUCUAUUUUACGUCAGAGUUCCUUAAUACAUGCAGAAUAAAUACAAUGCCAGGUAAAAGAGUUUUCUACCCAGUACUGUUCAGCCAGUAUAACCCUGCUAUAAUCUAUGGGCAUCAUGAUGCAAUUCCUUCCAUAGACCAACAGCUGGUAAGUUAUGAAAAGGACACUGGAUUUUGGAGAGAUUUUGGGUUUGGAAUGACAUGUCAAUAUCGUUCAGAUUUCAUUAAUAUAGGUGGAUUUGAUUUAGAUAUCAAAGGUUGGGGUGGAGAAGAUGUUCAUCUUUAUCGAAAAUAUCUUCACAGCAACCUAAUAGUGGUUAGAACAACAGUGAAAGGACUAUUCCAUCUCUGGCAUGAAAAGCAUUGUGUGGAUGAACUGACUCCGGAGCAGUACAAGAUGUGUAUGCAGUCCAAGGCUAUGAAUGAGGCCUCUCAUGGACAACUUGGCAUGUUGGUAUUUAGACAUGAGAUUGAGGCGCAUUUACGCAAACAGAAACAGAGGAUUCAUGGAAAGAAAUCAUGAUGGCCAAAGAUUACUGUACACUGUGUGCACAAAUCAGUAUGUUCUUAAGCCCCAGGGCGUAAAGAACACAAAGCAGCCAUCAAAACGUUCAAUAGGAAAGGAGAACGAAGAAGAUUGACAGCUUAGACAUCUUGCGGUCCUUUUUAUGUACGCACCAGAAGGUGCUAAAUAUUUACAGAGUUCAUUAAAGAAGAUUUAAUGAACCUUCCUGACACAAUGACAAAAGCAAUAAAGUAUAUUUAUUGCCGGCAUAUGAGUAAUGAAACGUGCGCACGUGAAGACACUCACCAAGGAAUACCUCCCAGGCAGUCGUGUAACAGCAGCAAUAAUUUGCUGCUUUGUAAGUGCACUGAAAUAACUGCCAAGUGGAAUGUACUUGUUAGAUGACAAAGUGAACGGAUGACACUUUAUUAGAGUGCAGCAAUAAUCAAACAACUUUGUUUUGCCAUUAAGCUGGGCACAUAGAGCAUAAAUCUAAAAGGAAUGUGCAGUAAAGUCCAGCUAUUUACACUUUUUUUUCUUUAAGUUUAUUAUAUAUUUAUAUAAAUAUAUAUGCAAAGCUACAGUUCUUUCAGAGGAAAAAAAAAUGCUGCACUCUUUAUGCAAAAUAAUUUAAAUGUAGUAAAGUGAGGUCACAGAUCCCCUAUCACAUUAAAUUAUUUUGUAUCUUGAGAAGAUUUCUUCCCGUUGUUUGACAGAACUGUUGUCUCAUUCAUUUGUCACUUUAUCCAUAAUUCAGACAAAGCAUGCAAUUAAAAAAAAUGUGUUUUUUUUCUUUGGUAUAGAGCUCUUAGCUCUUUAUGGCCGCUGAAUUUGCAACAAUGUUUGUGGCACUGUUAUACGUUUGUUUCGUCUUCACAUCAUAGAAUGCUGAAGACAUGCACGCUCCUUAGCUCCUAUAGGCUCUUUAACAAAGGAUACCAACGGAAUAAAGCAAAUUUAAUAAUAGAAGUAAAUUGGAAAGUUGUUUUUAAUUGCAUGUUCUCUCUGAAUCAUUUUUCCCCCCUUUAAUUAAUCCUUGGCCAAUAUUGAUUAUAUUCUAGACCAAUUAUUCACAGUAUUAUGAAUGAUUAAGUUGUGAAUUUUAAAUAAAGCUUUCUGGGUAUCAAUA